AUGAAGUAUCUCGACCUCUGCGCCCUCCACGAGGUCAACCUCGCCCUCAACUUCGACACGCAAGACUCGGCCAUUAUCGGAGGAUGCGAUGUCUGGACGAUAAAGGCGGCCGGCAGCGAUAAGAAGCUGUACAAGCGCAUUGAGAGGACGCUCGAGGAGCGGCACAAAGAGCUGCUCGCCGCCGUCGCCGAUCUGCCUAAACAAUCGGCCGCACAAUUCGGAGACGAGCUCAAUAUCGCACGGGACACACCCUUUGGAAGCUUCAAUGAGGCGUCGAACCGACAUACUUUUGCGUACCUGAUCGCGACGCUGAAUGCUACGCACAUCGACUAUGACUUCGCAAACACACUGAAUCCCGACGAGUUCCGCCGCGAGACGCAGAAGAGCUUCAUGCACAGAAUCGACACAACAAUGUACUACCUCCGCCCGCAAGUCUACUCUGCAGGACUGCCCGCCGGCGCCGUUACCCCGCUCGGGUCCCCGAUAUGGAGUCCCCGCUCCUGGCAACUGGUGGACAGUGAAAUGGACAUGGCGAACUGCGAGUACUACGCCUGGGAGCCUUCGGAUGAUCCGUUCGCCGACGACGGUGCGAUAUGGAGCCACCACUUCUUCCUCUACAACAAGGAGCGCAAGCGUGUGUGCUACUUCUACCUCCGCGGCGUCUCCGCACUAUCGAACAGCCCAAGCGUGCCUACAUCCCUCAUCUCGCGCUUCAAGCAGAGCAAGUACGAGUCUUCCGCCAACGCUGGGAGUAGGAAGCGCGCAGAGUACUGGCUUGGUGAUCGUGCCAGGCGCGGACUUGAGGCGUACGGUGAGAGCGACGAACUCGAUAAUAUGGUUAUCGACCACCCGGGCGAUAUCGUCGAUGCGGAAGAGGAGGAGUAUCUACCGGCGAGAGAAACAAGCCUCGAUGCGGACUAUUGGUCGAGCGAGGAAGACACUGAUGUUGAGAGCUUGAAGGAGAGGGAGAAGAGUACCGUCCGGCGGAUGAGCGAGCAUAUGAUGGAGAGGAUGGAGCUCUAA
Molecule: messenger RNA, 1023 nt
Organism: Trematosphaeria pertusa
Lineage: Eukaryota; Fungi; Ascomycota; Dothideomycetes; Pleosporales; Trematosphaeriaceae
Product: repressor of RNA polymerase III transcription MAF1
Exons: 2
Coding region: 1-1023 (340 amino acids)
Biological process (GO): negative regulation of transcription by RNA polymerase III
Cellular component (GO): nucleus
Molecular function (GO): RNA polymerase III core binding
Source: RefSeq, a predicted model, not a curated record